AGGUGUUGAGUGGGGUAAAAGUCUUAAAACAGAAUCCAGCAUGUACGCCAAAGGUAAAGGAGCUGUCGUCCCUUCUGAUAGUCAAGCGAGAGAAAAGUUAGCUUUAUAUGUGUAUGAGUACUUGCUUCAUGUUGGCGCACAGAAAUCAGCACAGACCUUCCUAUCAGAGAUCCGAUGGGAGAAGAAUAUCACAUUAGGAGAGCCUCCUGGAUUCCUGCACUCAUGGUGGUGUGUAUUCUGGGAUCUGUACUGCGCAGCACCAGAUCGACGGGAGACAUGUGAACAUUCCAGCGAGGCCAAGGCUUUCCACGACUAUAGUGCGGCAGCAGCUCCCAGUCCUGUGAUGGGCAACAUGCCACCCAACGAUGGCAUGCCAGGUGGACCCAUGCCUCCCGGUUUCUUUCAAGGCCCACCCGGGUCACAACCAUCACCACAUGCACAGCCCCCUCCACACAACCCCAACAACCCCAUGAUGGGGCCACACGGCCAGCCUUUCAUGUCUCCACGGUACCCAGGUGGACCCCGCCCAUCACUCCGCAUGCCAAAUCAGCCUCCUGUUGGAGUCCCGGGGUCACAGCCACUUCUGCCAAACAGUUUGGACCCCACCAGACCGCAAGGACAUCCAAACAUGGGCGGCCCAAUGAGGAUGAACCCACCCAGAGGAAUGGGAGGCAUGGGCCCACAGAACUAUGGUGGUGGAAUGAGGCCUCCUCCGAACUCUCUCGGCGGUCCAGGAAUGCCUGGCAUGAACAUGGGUCCUGGCGGUCGAGGGCCUUGGCCGAACCCAAACCCAAACUCAAUAGCAUACUCGUCUUCAUCACCAGGAAACUAUGUGGGGCCUCCAGGAGGUGGCGGACCUCCAGGAACUCCCAUCAUGCCAAGCCCAGGAGACUCAACGAAUUCCAGUGAAAACAUUUACACAAUGAUGAAUCCGAUUGGCCCUGGUGGCAACAGACCGAAUUUCCCAAUGGGUCCGGGGCCUGACGGGCCAAUGGGGGGAAUGGGAGCGAUGGAGCCGCAUCAUAUGAAUGGGUCUUUAGGCUCAGGUGACAUGGAUGGGUUGCCAAAGAACUCUCCGAACAACAUGGCAGGCAUGAACAAUCCCCCAGGGACUCCACGGGACGACGGGGAGAUGGCAGGCAACUUUUUAAACCCAUUCCAAAGUGAAAGUUAUUCACCCAACAUGACGAUGAGUGUGUGAUUCUUCUCUUUUUUUAUUUUAUUUUGUUAUUUUAUUUUUAUUUUUUUAACACCUCCCCCAUCCUACUUCCUGUUCUCCUCGUCUCUGCUGCGUUCGGCAUGUUGUUUUGUUUUGAUUUUAUUUUAUUUUUUCGCUCAAUCUUCAACUCCCUCCGACACUCUUGCCUGUUUUGCGAUGACGCUCUUCAGCUGCUCGGCGAAACAGCGGAGCGAAGGACGUCCAGGACAAAACCCAAAGCAAACAGGCAUCGGGUCACAGGAAGAGCCUUCUGAUGGACUUAACCUGCCUGCUGGGCUUCGUGUCUGGAUUGGGACAAUAAUGGCCCCCGUUUGAACCACCGUGUGCGUGUUUGUACGUGUGUGUGUGUGCGUGUUGGACUGUGCCAGGAAGACACUUCACAAUGAGCUGCGCAUCAGCAUUGAGGCUGGUGGCUUUAUUUCAGCCCUGUUUUUGUUUUCUUUCAUUUAUUUUUGUUGUCUUUUUAUCAGCAACGAAACACUGAAACUUGCGGUUGUUUUGAUUGCUGUGUACAUUUUAAAAUGGAAAACGAAGCUAAACUGGUGACGCUAGGGGGCAGGAACGGUCUCAUUACAAUAUAUUUGUAUAUUAUUGAUAAUAUUAUUGUUAUAAUUUUCAUAAUUGCUAUGAUGAUGAUGAUGAUGUACGCAUAAUUUUAUGGAUUUUCCUGUAAAGGGCACAUUUGUAUCUCAACAACAUCAGAAUGACAGAAUAAGCACACAUUCAAAUGCACAAUGACACUUCUGUUUACAUGAUUUUAGGUAUUUGUUUGUCUCUUUGUUUGAAGUCGUUUCGUCGGAUGUCUUUGCAUAUAUACCUCUUCCUGUGUUCUUCAUCGAACUGAUGUCAGCGCUAUUUCUCCAAGAUGUACAGCCUCAAUUUUGUGUGUCUAUGUCAACAAAGUGGCUACAAUCACUGGUUUAACGCACCCGUCGGCACUGUAUUUAAAGAUUAGAGUACAUUUUGGCGUCUGCAAGGCGACGUUUUCAUAUUCACUGCCAUUGCAAUUCACUCCAUCAAUCGAACUAAGCAAACCGGUCAAUAAGGAAUACAUUUUACCAUCCAUUCUAGACAACUUUAUCAUUCGCGUUCAUUGUAAUUUUGCCACUACGUGUUUUUGCCACGUUGUUUUGCAAGUCUUUUUAGAAAUAUUACCCAUGUGUUUGUAAAAGUAGUUGGAGGCAGGCUGCUCUUACAAGCACGAGUUUCUCCUUGUGCUCUAUAGUCCCAUGUCUGUAAAUAUAACUUUUUUUUUUUGUUUGUUUUGUUUUUUGGGUCAUGGACCUUAUUGGUAUUUUCAAUACACUACUUGUCUGUGAA
Molecule: messenger RNA, 2539 nt
Organism: Danio rerio (zebrafish)
Lineage: Eukaryota; Metazoa; Chordata; Actinopteri; Cypriniformes; Danionidae
Gene: ssbp4
Product: single stranded DNA binding protein 4
Molecular function (GO): single-stranded DNA binding
Source: RefSeq, marked validated